GCUGCUACCCUCGCCAUUUUACAAAUCCUAUAAAUACCACUACGAGCACCAUCUCUCUCACUCCCUCCCAAGCUCCAACUCUACCUCCACCCCCAACUCUGCUGUCCAAUUCUCAUACUAACCCACCCCACCUGACAUCGCCGCCGGAUAAUCAGCCAUGGAUGUCCGCCGGCGAUCCAGCACCAAAGCCACCCAUCUCGCCGACUCUACCAUCCAAAAACACCAUCUCCAUCGCCGCCACCCGAAGGACCACUGCGAAGAUUCCCCGCUAAAAGUCUCCUCCGCCACCGAUGACGCGCUGCCUCUGCCGCUCUAUCUCAUCACCAACGCGCUCUUCUUCACCCUCUUCUUCUCUGUAGUCUAUUUCCUGCUCACCCGCUGGCGCGAGAAGAUCCGCACCUCCACCCCUCUCCACGUCGUCACUCUCUCCGAGAUGCUCGCCAUCCUCGCCUUCUUCGCCUCCUUCAUCUACCUUCUCGGCUUCUUCGGCCUCGACUUCCUCCAAUACUCCCUACUCACCCCCCGCGCUUCCUCCGACGAAGAAGAAGAGCAAGAAGAAGAAGCAGAAGACCACAACCGCCUCAUCCUCCAGGACGACUCCCGCGCUGCCCCAUGCGCCGCCGCCGUGGACUGCGCCGUUAACGUUGCUUCUCCUAAGCCCAAGGCGGUCGACCCUCUUCCUCCCAUUAUUUCCCCCCCUUCUUCCGAAGAGGACGAGGAAAUCAUCAAAUCGGUAGUCGCGGGAACCACGCCGUCCUACUCCCUGGAAUCCAAGCUCGGGGACUGCAAGCGCGCAGCCGCAAUCCGCCGCGAGGCGCUGCAGAGGAUAACGGGGAAGUCCCUCGCCGGACUGCCGCUGGAGGGGUUAGAUUACGAGUCAAUACUGGGGCAGUGCUGCGAGAUGACGGUGGGAUACGUUCAGAUUCCAGUGGGGAUCGCGGGUCCUCUCUUGCUUGACGGGAAAGAGUAUUCGGUGCCUAUGGCGACGACGGAGGGGUGUUUGGUGGCGAGUGCGAACAGGGGGUGUAAGGCAAUUUACGCUUCCGGCGGGGCCACCAGCAUAGUGUACAGGGACGGCAUGGCGAGAGCCCCCCUCGUGCGGUUCGGGACGGCCAAGAGGGCGGCCGAGUUGAAGUUCUUCUUGGAGAGUCCUCUAAAUUUCGAAACAUUGGCCAUUGUCUUUAACCGAUCGAGCAGGUUUGGGAGGCUGCAGAACAUUAAGUGUGCGAUUGCGGGGAAGAAUUUGUACGUAAGGUUCUGUUGCAGCACCGGCGAUGCUAUGGGAAUGAACAUGGUGUCCAAAGGCGUCCAGAAUGUUUUGGACUUCCUUCAGACUGAUUUCCCUGACAUGGAUGUCAUUGGCAUCUCCGGAAAUUACUGUUCGGACAAGAAGCCUGCUGCUGUAAACUGGAUUGAAGGGCGGGGAAAGUCAGUUGUCUGCGAGGCUAUCAUCAAGGAGGAGGUGGUGAAGAAGAUCCUCAAGACCAACGUCGCUGCGCUUGUUGAGCUUAACAUGCUUAAGAACCUUACUGGCUCUGCUGUGGCUGGAGCUCUCGGAGGCUACAAUGCACACGCCAGCAAUAUCGUCUCAGCCGUCUUCAUAGCCACGGGCCAAGAUCCCGCACAGAAUGUGGAGAGUUCCCACUGUAUCACAAUGAUGGAAGCUGUUAAUGAUGGAAAAGACCUUCACGUCUCGGUCACCAUGCCUUCGGUUGAGGUGGGUACGGUUGGAGGAGGCACCCAACUUGCAUCCCAGUCAGCUUGUCUAAACCUGCUUGGGGUGAAGGGUGCGAACCGAGAGUUGCCGGGAUCGAACGCGAGGUUGCUGGCCACCGUCGUAGCUGGGUCUGUUCUUGCUGGGGAGCUCUCCCUUUUGUCUGCAAUUGCUGCUGGGCACCUUGUCAAGAGUCACAUGAAGUAUAAUAGAUCCAACAAGGAUGUCUCCAAAGCUUCUACCUAACAAGAAUAAGAGCCUAUCCCUAGCUUGAGGGUCUCAUACUUUCAAGCCCUCAAUUUGAUGUAUAAAAUAAUUUGCAGAAAAUCAAAUAGGAUUUCCUAGCAAGGUGUGGAUAGAGGCGGCCUUGGAAAUUGGGUGGGUAAAAUUUAUCCAACUCAAGUAAAGGAUGCAAAACUAUCUGUAUUCUUUUCCUUCUGCAAACCAUGUUAGAUAACUUUGCAAGCUUUGAAAAGUUGGGGAGGACGGCAGUUCAAUCCUUGAUUAAAUUUUUAGAAUUAUUUUGUUUUUUUUAAAUGGGGAGGUGGACUCUGCAUACUUCUAUAAAUAGCAGCGACAUCUCAUCUGAGAUUCAAUAAAUUAAUUCAAAGUUUUUCAUGCUUUUA
Molecule: messenger RNA, 2340 nt
Organism: Malania oleifera
Lineage: Eukaryota; Viridiplantae; Streptophyta; Magnoliopsida; Santalales; Ximeniaceae
Product: 3-hydroxy-3-methylglutaryl-coenzyme A reductase-like
Exons: 3
Coding region: 158-1960 (600 amino acids)
Biological process (GO): isoprenoid biosynthetic process; coenzyme A metabolic process; sterol biosynthetic process
Cellular component (GO): peroxisomal membrane; endoplasmic reticulum membrane
Molecular function (GO): protein binding; hydroxymethylglutaryl-CoA reductase (NADPH) activity
Source: RefSeq, a predicted model, not a curated record